Messenger RNA from Setaria italica (foxtail millet), 1535 nucleotides. RefSeq names its product gibberellin 20 oxidase 1-D. The record is from RefSeq and is a predicted model, not a curated record. Bases 208 to 1329 code for a protein of 373 amino acids. Gene Ontology annotation, molecular function: gibberellin 20-oxidase activity. Gene Ontology annotation, biological process: flower development; gibberellin biosynthetic process; unidimensional cell growth. The transcript has a single exon. NCBI's taxonomy places the organism in Eukaryota, Viridiplantae, Streptophyta, Magnoliopsida, Poales, Poaceae.
GGGAGCCAGGGAGAGGGAGUAGGGUCCCCCCCUGUCCUCCUCCUCCUACUCCCGGUGUUGUCUUGUAUAAAAGGGCAGGCAGGCAGAGAGGGAGGUGGGGUGAGAGAUUAAAAAUUGUUCUGAGAGCAGAGCAGAGGCGAGCGGAGCAGAGUCCCUCUUCUCAUCUCUCCCACAACACCAUACUCUGCUUCUGCCUUUGCAGCCACCAUGGUGCAGGCUGCGCUUGAUGACACCAAGCAGCAGCAGCAGCAGCCUCCUCUUGUGUUCGACGCCGCCCGGCUGAGCGGCCAGGCCGACAUCCCCGAGCAGUUUUUGUGGCCGGCGGACGAGAGCCCCACCCCGGACGCCGUCGAGGAGCUGCCCGUGCCUCUCAUCGACCUCUCCGGCGGCGCCGCCAACGCCGAGGUGGUGCGCCAGGUGGGCGACGCCUGCGGGCUCCACGGCUUCUUCCAGGUGGUGAACCACGGCAUCGACCCGGCGCUGCUCGCCGAGGCCCACCGCUGCAUGGACACCUUCUUCACGCUGCCCCUCGCCGACAAGCAGCGCGCGCAGCGCCGCCCGGGCGAGAGCUGCGGCUACGCCAGCAGCUUCACGGGGCGGUUCGCCUCCAAGCUGCCAUGGAAGGAGACGCUGUCGUUCCGCUACUCUCCUUCCGACGACGUCGCCGGCGAGCAGCUCGUCAGCAGCUACUUCGUGGAGAAGCUGGGCGAGGCGUAUCGCCACCACGGCGAGGUGUACGGUCGCUACUGCUCGGAGAUGAGCCGGCUGUCGCUGGAGAUCAUGGAGGUGCUGGGGGAGAGCCUGGGCGUGGGGCCCUCCCACUUCCGGCGAUUCUUCGAGGGUAACGACUCCAUCAUGCGCCUCAACUACUAUCCGCCAUGCCAGCGGCCCUACGACACGCUCGGCACCGGGCCGCAUUGCGACCCCACCUCCCUCACCAUCCUCCACCAGGACGACGUCGGCGGCCUCCAGGUCUUCGCCGGCGGGCGGUGGCGCUCCAUCCGCCCCCACGCCGGAGCCUUCGUCGUCAACAUCGGCGACACCUUCAUGGCGCUCUCCAACGGCCGGUACCGGAGCUGCCUCCACCGCGCCGUCGUCAACAGCCGCGUGCCGCGCCGCUCGCUCGCCUUCUUCCUCUGCCCGGAGAUGGACAAGGUGGUGCGGCCGCCGGGGGAGCUCGUCGACGACCGCAACCCGAGGGCGUACCCGGACUUCACGUGGCGGGCGCUGCUGGACUUCACCAUGAGGCACUACAGGGCGGACAUGAGGACGCUCGAGGCAUUCUCAAACUGGCUCCUCAUCCAUGGCAACAACAGCCACCAACUCUGAACUGAACGCUUUGUUUGCCGGCCUCUGCUGGAUCUGCUCCGAUCCGCUCCCGUACGUAGUUGAAGGAAUUAUAUUAUAUUGAAGGUGUAGGUGAUGGCUGCUUUAUACUGAAAUGAAAUCGAGUUAUAUGAUUGUUAGUUGUUAAGCAACAAGCACGCAUACUAAUAAGCUAUAGCUAGUAAAAAGCUCCCUGGCUUUAUUGUUUU